Molecule: messenger RNA, 1808 nt
Organism: Engraulis encrasicolus (European anchovy)
Lineage: Eukaryota; Metazoa; Chordata; Actinopteri; Clupeiformes; Engraulidae
Product: tripartite motif-containing protein 16-like
Exons: 8
Coding region: 33-1808 (591 amino acids)
Molecular function (GO): zinc ion binding; protein binding
Source: RefSeq, a predicted model, not a curated record
AUCGUUUACUUUAUCGGAAAUUACUAUAGAAAAUGGCUGCAGCGAUGGCAAGUAAUGAGGAUAUUUUCAUGUGUCCUAUUUGUUUGGACUUUCUGAAGGAUCCAGUGGCUCUUAACUGUGGACACAAUUACUGUUUGGGCUGUAUUGAGGACUGCUGGAAUGAGGAAGAUGUGGAGGGUGUUUACAGCUGUCCCCAGUGCAGACAGACUUUCUCUCAAAGACCCGUUUUAAAGAAGAAUGUUAUUAUUGCUGAGCUUGUGGAUCAAAUGAAAAAGAGCAGAAUACAAACUGCAGCUGCUGUUGAAUGUGCUGCUGGACCUGGAGAUGUGGCCUGUGACGUUUGCACCGGGAGAAAACUCAAAGCUGUCAAGUCCUGUCUGGAGUGUUUGGUAUCUUACUGUGACACUCAUUUGAAAGUUCACAAUGAACUUAUCCCAGGAAGAAAUCACACCAUGACUGAUGCCACUGGCCAGCUACAGGAGAGGAUCUGUCCCCACCACAAAAAGGCUUUGGAAAUAUUCUGCCGCACUGACCAGAGUUGCAUCUGCUAUCUUUGUACGAUGGAGGAUCAUAAAGGCCACGACACAAUCAUGGCUAAGGCAGAAUGGAGUCAGAAAAAGGAGGGGUUGGGGCAGAGCCAGAGGAGAUGCCAGCAGAUAAUCCAGUUGAAGGAGAAGGAGCUGCAGGAGCUGAGGAAGGCUGUGGAGACUCUCAAGUCUGGUACACAGACAGCAGUGGAGGAGAGUGAGAGGAUGUUUACUGAGAUGAUCCGCUCCAUUGAGAGAAGGUGCUCUGAGGUGACAGAGCUGAUCAGAGCUCAGGAGAAGGCUGAGGUGAGUCGAGCUGAAGGACUCCUGAAGCGACUGGAGCAGGAGAUUGCUGAGCUGAAGAGGACAGAUGCUGAGAUGAAGCAGCUUUCACUGACACAGGAUCCCAUCCAUUUCCUCAAGAACAUUGUGUCCAUCACUGGGAGGCCUUACAGCACAAUUUCAACCAGCGUGACCUUCAGCCAAAGCUUCUCCUUGGAGCCCCUGAAGAAAUCUGUGUCUGCACUGAAGAUGCAGCUGGAGGAGAAAUUAAAUUCAGAGAUAGUCAAGAUAUCUGAAGCAGGUUGGAUGCUGAUCCUGAACUCCCAGUCAGAAGAGCCCACAGUAAGGAUCUCCUGCCACCAAGCACAUAUUGUGGAGUUCAUGCACUUACUGAAUGUGAUGUUUUCUGUCUCAGUGUCUGAUGGUCAGGCUCUUACUGCUGAACCAGUGACCAGAGAGGACUUCUUACGCUAUUCCUGUCACUUCACUCUGGAUCCAAACACAGUGUACAGAUACCUCCAUCUGUCUGAGGGGAACAGGAGGGUGGAGAGGAGACCUGGGGCCCAGUCAUAUCCUGAUCAUCCAGACAGAUUUGAUAGGUAUGGUCAGGUGCUGUGUAGAGAGGGUGUGUCUGCACGCUGCUACUGGGAGGUUGAGUGGAGUGGAGCGGUUGGUAUAGCAGUGUCAUAUAAAAGCAUCAGCAGGAAGGGACUGGGUAGUGAGUGUAGGUUUGGACUUAAUGAUCAGUCCUGGAGGCUGGAACUCAGCAGCUCCAGCUCCUCUUUCUGGCACAAUAGUAAUGAGAGUAAACUCCCUCUAGUGGCCAGCUCCAGAAUAGGAGUGUAUGUGGAUCACAGGGCAGGAACUCUGGCCUUCUACAGCAUCUCUGGAGACACAAUGACCCUCCUGCACAGAGUCCACACCACAUUCACACACACACUCUACCCUGGGUUUUGGGUAUGGGCUGGAUCAUCAGUGAAGCUGUUGUGGAGUCAGUAG